Messenger RNA from Centropristis striata (black sea bass), 774 nucleotides. RefSeq names its product GTPase IMAP family member 7-like. Gene Ontology annotation, molecular function: GTP binding. The coding region runs from base 1 to 774 and encodes 257 amino acids. The transcript has 3 exons. Lineage: Eukaryota; Metazoa; Chordata; Actinopteri; Perciformes; Serranidae. The record is from RefSeq and is a predicted model, not a curated record.
AUGAGGAUGUUGCUGUUCACCCUGUGCAGUUCAACAAAUGAAGCCCUGAGACUCAUGCUGGUUGGAAAAACUGGAUCAGGAAAGAGUGCUGCUGGAAACACCAUCCUGGGGAGAGAAAAUGCCUUUCAUGAGGAAAUGUCACCUGAGUCGGUGACUAAAGGCUGCCAAAGAAUAGAGGGAAAACAUGGAGUGAGGAAGAUUGCUGUGAUCGACAGCCCAGGACUGUUUGACACAAACAAAACAGGAGAAGGAAUAAAGGAAAACAUUAAGGAGUGUAUUGAACAGUCAGUUCCUGGACCCCAUGCUUUUCUGUUAGUCAUCAGUCUGAAGGUAAGAUUCACUGAAGAGGAGAAGUCAGCUGUGAAUUGGAUCCAGGAAAACUUUGGCUCAGAUGCUGACAUAUAUACCAUAGUCCUGUUUACACAUGCUGACCUCCUGAAGGAUAAAUCUGUAGAAGACUAUGUGGCAGAGAGCACACAUCUAAAAACACUGAUAAAUAAGUUAGGGGGACGAUAUCAUUCACUCAUCAAUGACAAAAGACAAGACAGAAACCAGGUCAGGGAACUUCUAGACAAGAUAGAUACAAUGGUGAAGCGCAAUGGAGGAAGUCACUACGCCAGUGAGAUGUACAAGGCAACCCAGAAGAGACUUGAGGAGGAGAGAAAAAAGAAGGACGAGGAAGAGCGAAGAAUGAAGGAAGUGGAAGAGAGGAUGAGGGAGAGAAUGAGGGAGGAGAUGAGGGAGAGGCAGGAAAAGAUUGCUUGGUAUAUCUGA